Molecule: messenger RNA, 1827 nt
Organism: Candidozyma duobushaemuli
Lineage: Eukaryota; Fungi; Ascomycota; Pichiomycetes; Serinales; Metschnikowiaceae
Exons: 1
Coding region: 1-1827 (608 amino acids)
Molecular function (GO): protein heterodimerization activity
Source: RefSeq, a predicted model, not a curated record
AUGCCUCUGCCGCCGCCCAGGGAGCAGCAGCAUGCUCGUACCGAACCUUCUACUCCCCUACGAACCAGACCUCCCACAAACACAUCUUUGCUGGUUCCACUGAGCUCCCGCUCGAGACUUAGUUUCGUGGCUCUACCGCCUGACGACCUUACUCUGGUGCUUGGUCGCCCGCCAACGUAUUUCCAGAAAUCCGCCAAAUCCACCAAACCGUCCCUGCUUCAGCUGUCUAGACGAUCACUGGGUCUCCAGUCCAGACACGAGUCUGUUCUAUCGACGCCUCAGCCGCGUCGCUUAAGUGACCACCUCACGGUGAGGAGAAGAAGACGCUCCUCUACCGGCGCCACCUACGUUUCUGGGUACCAUGGGCCCAUCACCAAAGACUUCCUCCGAACUUUCUCCCGAGCACUAAUACAUGACCAACAGAACCCGUCGCCCGAGUAUGAAAGCGAGAAGGUUUUUCAAGCGCUCGAUUACGAACACCGCCUUCAUUCACUCAGCCCUCAAGACCGUGCUCAUUAUAGCGAGUUUGACUACUCCUUGCCUCUACCGUCGGACGAUGCCAUGAAGUCGCCUCCACUAACGGUAGCCCAAAGCGCCUCCCCUGUUGCAACUCCGAAGGAUACAUCCAAGGAGAACAAACCCGCCUUCAAGUCCUACCUCGAACGCAUCUUGGAAAGCAGAAAGCGGUCAUCGAUGUUUGAGCAUGAAACCCCAAGCGAAGUCGAGGAUAUCCGAGGCGUCAACGAUAUAAUUUCCACAUCCAAGUUUGUCAUUGAAAAUACUAUCCAGGGGCUACCGGAGUUCACUGACAACCAACAGUCUCCAAACGAGUUGAACAUCAGGUUGGCCGAGCCACUUGCCGUAAACGACAACGCUAUCCACACCGACUCCGAAGAGUCUAGCGAAGGUGACUAUAGAGCGCCGGAACUUACAAUGCCAAGAAGAACUCACCGUCCUUCGUUGGACUUGCAAAAGACUCCCGAAUACGAAUCCUACGAAUACGAUGAUGCCAACCGCUUCGAUGCAUCUCAGCUUGACUCCAUGCUGGCGAUACCCGAGAAAAUCGAUUCACCACAAGACAUGAACUUUCAGGACGAUCUUGAUGAUAUCCCUCAGCAUCCCUCUUCCGACCAAGGCCUUAUUCUGGGGCAUUUCACAAUUGACAAUGAUGAUAUAGACACUAACCCAGCCCUUCAACUUCAACCUGGACUUUCACUCACUGACGAUGAGCUCAAUUCGGAAAACAUACCACCACAACCAUCGACAACUCGGCGAAUCACUGUCGGAAGUGGCAAGAAACGCGUCCGCUCGUCCAACAACUUGCCUAUUUCUAAAUAUUUGUUGAAGGGCAUGGUGAGUACAGUCAGUCAUUUGCCUGGCGCAUCAGGACCUGCGAAGAAGAAAUCUAAAUUGAACCGUAUCUCGCCUGCUCUAUUGCAGGUGGUGCUCAGAAGUUCAAAUGACUUUCUUCAGCAAACCAUGUCAACUUUGAAAGCCUACGCAGAACAUCGAGGCUCUGACAAAAUUUCUAUUCAAGACGCUGUAUUAUACCUCAACCGAGUCAAGAUACCCACAUCUUCCACGUCCGAGAUGAAUCGGGUAGCGAAACUUGCUCAUGACCUAUUCCCAUUGGAAACUCUCGUAUCGUUAGACAACAGCUUGCAGCAAUCUACUAUCAAGAAACUCAAGCGAACGAAUAUCAGGGAAGUUGGUGCGGACAAUGAUGAAGACUUUACUCGAGAAUCUGUUUCCUUCGGUGGAGCCCAAAAACUGGAAUCUCACUCUGAAACAGAGGUCUCGCUUGAUGACAAUGAUGACGACUAUUAA